This is a messenger RNA of Otolemur garnettii (small-eared galago), 3916 nucleotides long. RefSeq names its product WD repeat and SOCS box containing 1 (gene WSB1). Bases 351 to 1085 code for a protein of 244 amino acids. Gene Ontology annotation, biological process: intracellular signal transduction. NCBI's taxonomy places the organism in Eukaryota, Metazoa, Chordata, Mammalia, Primates, Galagidae. The transcript is spliced from 9 exons. Gene Ontology annotation, molecular function: protein binding. The record is from RefSeq and is a predicted model, not a curated record.
ACGAGGCGACGCCCACGUGGCCACGCCUCCGCUGCCCAGCUAUCUGCCGCGCCGCCCGCCAUUUUGUCGUCAGUGUUUCGUUUGCUGUGGACGGCCUUCAGGGCGCUGUAUUGCUCCGUAGGGGAGAGGCGGGGUACACGGUCUAUCGUCUGUCUCUCUGUAGUUUGAUCCGAGGCCUUCCGGAGCCUUCCCGGGGUAGCCGGCAGAAGCCACAGCGGCCGCCCCCGCCCCUCCCCUCCAUCCCCUGGCCCGGGAGGGACAGAUUCCGCGUCACGCCCCUCCGUGCUCGCUGUUCUCUUCUCUGUCGCUGCGUCCGCAUCGUGUCCCCGGAAUCAGACGGUGCCCCAUAGAUGGCCAGCUUUCCCCCGAGGGUCAACGAGAAAGAGAUCGUGAGAUCACGGACUAUAGGCGAACUUUUAGCUCCAGCAGCUCCUUUCGACAAGAAAUGUGGUCGUGAAAAUUGGACUGUUGCUUUUGCUCCAGAUGGUUCAUACUUUGCUUGGUCACAAGGACAUCGUACAGUAAAGCUUGUUCCGUGGUCCCAGUGCCUUAAGAACUUUCUCUUGCAUGGCACCAAGAAUGUUACGAAUUCAAGCAGUUUAAGAUUGUCAAGGCAAAGUAGUGAUGGUGGCCAGAAAAAUAAACCUUGCGAACAUAUUAUAGACUGUGGAGAUAUUGUCUGGAGUCUUGCUUUUGGGUCUUCAGUUCCAGAAAAACAGAGUCGCUGUGUAAAUAUAGAAUGGCAUCGAUUCAGAUUUGGACAAGAUCAGCUACUCCUUGCCACGGGAUUAAACAAUGGGCGUAUCAAAAUAUGGGAUGUAUAUACAGGAAAACUCCUCCUUAACUUGGUAGAUCAUACUGAAGUGGUCAGAGAUUUAACUUUUGCCCCGGAUGGGAGCUUGAUCCUAGUGUCAGCUUCAAGAGACAAAACUCUCAGAGUAUGGGACCUGAAAGAUGAUGGAAACAUGAUGAAAGUAUUGCGGGGGCAUCAGAACUGGGUGUACAGCUGUGCAUUCUCUCCUGACUCUUCUAUGCUGUGUUCAGUUGGAGCCAGUAAAGCAGUGGUGGCAGCAAUAUUGGUGUGAUUGAGGUUAUGCUGGCACCACUCGCACACAAGCGCACAAUGGUGUUAGCUGGGCAGAAAGAGUGGCAUCUCUGGCUACCGGGCUGGGGGCGACCUUUACCCGUAGGAUGAAGUAACCUUGCAUUCGGCUGCAAGGUGUACUGUACGUACACAGGUGCUGGUCGAUGUCCACUUUCUGCUUUUCUUUCUUUCUUUUUUAAAAUAAUUUUCCCCACAGUGAAAUCCACUGACUCCUCCAAGUAAAUUGAUCUUCCAGUUUGAUGGAAUUGGGAGUCUUGACAAAUGAAACCAAUUUAAUGUAAAGUAAUUGACUUUCAAAUGGUUUCUCUGUGUUAUUUUUUGGAAUUCUUUAAGAUGUUAGAGCUAUCUUAAGUCUUUGCUCCAACUUGUAAUUUGUACUUAUUUUCCUUUGUAAGUAAUAUAUUGUGUCUGUGCAGAAAAAAAGUAGUAAAAAGGAUUGCUUUACUCCAAGAGGAGGAGAGAUUGUCUUAUUAGGAUUGUUACAAACCUCCAAACUCACAUUUAAUAUAACAGACCGAAGUGAGCAUUAGAAUUCUAUUUAGAGCUAUUCUGCACAACCUAAAUUAACUGAUCUUUAGAAUCUAAAACUGUAUGUGAACUUGUUCUUAAAUAAUUGAACUGUUUUAUACAUAAAAUGACUAAUGAUUAUGGUCAGUUUGGGAAAGAUAAGAUUGGUAAAUCUUGACUGACAGAAAUGUUAUAAUUGUAUUAUUUUCAUAAACUAGCAUUUUCAUUUUGUAAUGUGUUUUAACGUCCUUGUUGUUUGCCAAAUAAGUUUCAUUUGGCUGUGAAAAUUCUCUUUGCUUGCAGUAUCUGUUUCUCUUCCUAGGCUCACGUUGGUGACCCAAGCCUAUUGUAAACAAGUGAUUAUCUCAAAGGGAGAUGCCAAUGGAGUAACAAUUUGUUAACCUUACGUUUUCUGUCUGUAUAUUUUUUAAAAAUUUGGUAGUUUCUGGAAAAAAAGAGAAGGGGGUUUGUAGUAUUUAACCUUAUUUAUUUCUGUAUAUUAUAGUUAUUUAGUUUUUGGAAUAAAUGGAUUUCAGUAUAACUUUGUGGUUAAAUUGCAUUGCCUUUAGGUUUAGGCUUAUUUUUUAAUUAACAUUUAACAGAAACAUUUGAAAUAGAAUUUGCAUGUCUGCUUUAAUUAACUUAAAGACUGAUUUUAAUCUGACUGUGACACUGAGCAUAUUCUUUAAAUUACUCAUAAUUUAUAAUGUUUAAUUUAAUAUAAUCUUAAUUAAAUUUAGCAGUUUUAGUUUAAGAUGUGCCAUUUUAUCCUCUGUGUGUCUGAAUGAAGCUAUAACAUUUACCUUUUUAUUGCAGGUUUUCCUUUGGAAUAUGGAUAAAUAUACCAUGAUACGGAAACUAGAAGGACAUCACCAUGAUGUUGUAGCUUGUGACUUUUCUCCUGAUGGAGCAUUACUGGCUACUGCAUCUUAUGAUACUCGAGUAUAUAUUUGGGAUCCACAUAAUGGAGACAUCCUGAUGGAAUUUGGGCAUAUGUUUCCCCCACCUACUCCGAUAUUUGCUGGAGGAGCAAAUGACCGAUGGGUACGAUCUGUAUCUUUUAGUCAUGAUGGACUGCAUAUUGCAAGCCUCGCUGAUGAUAAAAUGGUGAGGUUCUGGAGAAUUGAUGAGGAUUAUCCAGUACAAGUUGCACCUUUGAGCAAUGGCCUUUGUUGUGCCUUUUCUACUGAUGGCAGUGUUUUAGCUGCUGGGACACAGGAUGGAAGUGUCUAUUUUUGGGCCACUCCAAGGCAAGUCCCUAGCCUUCAACAUUUAUGUCGUAUGUCAAUCCGAAGAGUGAUGCCCACUCAAGAAGUCCAGGAGCUGCCGAUUCCUUCCAAAGUUUUGGAGUUUCUCUCCUAUCGUAUUUAGAAGACUCUGCCUUCCCUAUUAGUAGGGACUGACAGAAUACACAAACCUCAAGCUUUAUUGACUUCAAGUAUCUGUUUUUAAAGGAUUAGAAGAUUUAUUUAAUUUGAUACAUUCUUGUACUGCAUUUUGAUCUGUUGAGCUUUUAAAACAUUAUUUAUAGACUAGGAUUAUAGAAAUAUUUCUGAACAUAUCAAAUGUAAAUUUCUUUACGCUCUAACUGUGAAAACAUAUACAUAUAUGUAUAUACUUAGAUAAGCUACUAUAUGUUGAAUGGACCCUUUUGCUUCUAAUUUUUAGUUUUGGCAUGUGUAUAUUGCUUCAGUAGAACUACAAUAUGUAUCUUUGCUGUAAAGUAGAAGGAGUUUUUUUAUUCUGAGAUGCUAAAUACUAGCUUAAGCUAAAUUGCCUCAUACAAAAUGUAUUGGGGUGGGGGGGAUGUCAGAUUGACCUGCAAAUGAAACACAGUUUUUGUAUAGGGGAAGGUGGAGUUUGAAUUUUGAAUGUGACAUUGUGUGUUUUUUUUUUUUUUUUUUUAAAUCAGAGCCAGGAUAUAACUAGAAAAAGGAUGCCUUUCUCCCCUACCCCCCUCCUCUAAAUACUGCUGUGGGCCUUAAUUUUGAAAAAGCAGCUUGCUGCUACUUUACUUUUGGGUAUAAUGUAUUAUAAAUAUUAGUCUUUUUGGAAAAUCCAUCUGCUGUGUUAUUGCUAAAUAUUUGUUUUUACUAAGGGACAAUUAUUUUAAGACCAUGGAUUUUUUAAAAAACACUUACUAUGUUUCUGCAGGGGAUGAUAUUGGUGGCUUGCCAAAGAGAAGCAAUAUAGUCUAUCUGCGUUUGCCUUCUGUUAUUUAUCUUACCUGCAGGUAUCAAGAAUGUACACAUUAUGUAAAAUGCUUGAUUAUAUAUUUUUGUUGAAUUUUUUAAUAAAAGGCUU